AUGUCACGCAAGUCAGGAGUUAAACGUAGUGAUGUUGAAAUCGCCAUCAUUUGCGCUCUGCCAACUGAAGCCCGCGCAAUUCAAAAGCUGAUGGAGAACACCUCGAAUGAUACCGUGGGCAAUCCAGAUUACUCUGGAGCUACGAAGACACAGCCCGAUGAGAAUGCAUACACACUAGGAGAAAUGGAUGGGCACCCUGUUGUUCUUGUUCAUAUGCCCAGCGUUGGGAAAAUCUCUGCAACUUUCGCUUCCACGCACCUCAAGCACACCUACACUGCCAUCAAGUUGGCACUUCUUGCAGGAAUCUGUGGAGGAGUACCGAAAAAUGGUGAUGAGGUGAAGAGAAGACUUGGAGAUGUUGUGAUUGGCACCAGUGUAGUUCAAUUUGAUAUGGGUCGACAGUACCCGGACAAAUUUGAGCAGUCGGAGCACAGCCAAGCUUUGCUUGGUAAACCAAGUGUCGAAAUACAAGCAUUUAUCAAGAAACUGGAGUCUUCGAAAGAAGUUCUCCAACAGAGAAUGCAAACGACUAUUACGGAGAACAUUGCAACCGGAUUUCGCUUGGCGGAUGACCUCUAUGAUGCCACGUACUGGCAUAUCCACCGCGACGCCGACUGCUGCAUACAGGACGAGAAGAUUUGCGAUACAGCAAGGCGCUCAACCUGCGAGUCACUUCAUUGCGACGACUUGGAUCGUCGUGAGAAACGAACUGAACUCAAACCCAUUAUCCAUUUCGGACCAGUUGGGUGUGGCGAUACGGUCAUGAAGAGCGGAACUCACAGGGACAAUCUCGCCAAGGGAAGUAAAGUCAUCGCCUUGGAUAUGGAGGGAGCGGGUACAUCUAUGCAUCAGGCGUGUCUUUUCGUCAAAAGCAUUUCUGAUUAUGCGGAUAGCCACAAGAACAAGGAUUGGCAAGAGCAUGCCUCUUUGGCUUCUGCAGCUUGUGUAAAGGCUAUCAUUGGGCAGUGGCACUUAUCAGACAAAUCGGCACUGAAAUCACAGGCUGUGCGAAUCCAGAAUGUCACCGUUAAGGAUAGUGCAAUGGUAUCUAUGGUGGCACAGGAUCCAGUCUUGCAUAAUGCCACAUUCAACCUUGGGCAUGGCUAA
Messenger RNA from Fusarium venenatum, 1107 nucleotides. RefSeq names its product nucleoside phosphorylase domain-containing protein. Gene Ontology annotation, biological process: nucleoside metabolic process. NCBI's taxonomy places the organism in Eukaryota, Fungi, Ascomycota, Sordariomycetes, Hypocreales, Nectriaceae. The record is from RefSeq and is a predicted model, not a curated record. Gene Ontology annotation, molecular function: catalytic activity.